GUGUGUGUGUGUGUGUGUGUGUGUUGUGUACUAGUGUGUGCUUUUUUUCAUCGAUGAUUUUGUAAACCAUAGCAAACGUCAAAUGGAGCGUCGCGCAAUAGUACAUGGUGGCAGAUAAAGGUUGCAUUACUUAAUUAUCAUCGCAAAAAAUGGUUCGCACUGACUGGGAUCGGAUAUUAUCCGUAAAUGCUUCAUCUUUAACGGACGAGGAAAUCGAGGAUCUUUUUCCCGCGGUGGUGCGAUGCGAUGUGGACGAGAUCGCCGAUGUGCACGGUCUGCGGACGCUUGUCAAAUUGUCGCAGGAAAUGUUGACUUACAAAGAUAAUCAAGUCGAGGCUUUGCUUCUUGAAUGUGGUGAAUUAAAGGAAACAAUAGCUUCGUUGCGUCCAACGGCUGCCAAACGAAAGAUUAAAGAUCGUGGUACGAUUGCUGUAAAACAAGAAAAUGAGGAUUUUAUCAGAGAUAUAUUGGACGAGAAAGAUAUGGAGAUAACACGUUUGAAGGAAAAUUUGUCGCAUUCUUUAAUGCAAUCUACUACAUCAGUUAAAGAAGAAAAUAAAACACAGAUUAAUCAGCUAAAUGAUGAAAUAGCAUGUAGGGAUGCGAUUAUAGUAGAAUUGAAAGCUAAACUUUCUGAAGCAGUUGUUGAAAUAAAUGAAAGUGCUGCACUUAUAGAAAAAUUGAAAGGAGAGACACAUGAAUCUACGAAAAGUAGCAAGCGGAAAGAACAAAAAAGUUUAUUGAAAAAAAUGCAAAGUGCAAAUGAAAAGAUCUCUAACUUGGAAAAUGCACUGUCACAAGCACAAGAUGAUGCCAAAUCACAGAGUAGUAAAUUGUACGAAGUUUUAUCGACAUUAAAAGAAUAUGAAGAUGGAAACCAAGCUUUAGCUAAAGCAUUGAAUGAAAUAAAAGAAUUAAAAAUUAAAAUUGAUCACAAGAAUGAACAUAUAGAAGAUUUAGCUAACGUUAUUAAUAAAUUAGAAAUGUUAAAUUCGUAUCAAGAAAUGGAGAUCUUAACUCUUAGGGAAAAAUUAGGGAUCCCUGAAGAUGAAUCUGUAUCAAUUAAAAGCAUUGUAGCAAAACGUAAAGAAGAAUCACGAAAAAUGGAAGAGCUUGUUCGGCAAAAUAAAAGUCUUGUAGAGGAAAAUUUAGAAUUAAAAUCAGAUAUAAGGAUGUUAAAAUAUAAAUUGAACAAGUCUGAGAAGAUAUUAGAUAUUUCAGAUAAUUUGGAUUCUAGUAAUCAAUUUUUACAUUCGACUAAAUUAGUAGAAUUAGUGGAAGAAAAUAUGCAAAUACCUUCUAAAACUGAUAUAUCUGAAAUUAAUCAAAAUAUUCAAGCACUUAUAGAAGAAAAUGAGGCACUUAGAACAGGCAUGCAUGAAAUUAUGGACAGUAUACGCAAUCAAGAUGGUAAGAGUGAAGUGGAAAUACAAUCUAGUACUUUGGAACGAUUAUUAGAAGCUUUAGAUGUCAGGCAUUUAGCUGGUUGGUAUCAUCCAGCUAUGAGAUUGCAGGAACAUCUGAAUGUUGUACAAGGUAGCAAUGCUGAGUUAAGAUCACAACUUAAAUUAUUGAGAAAGGAAUUGCAAAAGAAAGAUAAUAUAUUACAAAAUUUAGCAGCGAAUAAAAAUAUAGAUUUCGAAAAAUUAUACGAGAAACAUGGCGAAGACGAAGCAAUAACAAUGUAUCUUACAGAAAUGAAAGCUUUGCAGAUGGCAUAUAAAAAUGAAGCAGAAGAGUGGGAGAAGCAGAAAGAUUUGCUGAUUUAUGAAAAUAAUGAAUUGAAAGAUGAAAUGGACGGUAUUAAAAAGCAAUUAGAAAUUUAUAAAAAAAAUUGGCAAAUUUUUGAAGAUGGAGAUGAUGAAGUUCAAAAAGCAUUCGCGAUAAAAACGAGAGAAUAUGCGGAUACUGCUAACGAAAUAACAAUUAUGAACAGGAAAAAUGUUAGUCUUCAACGAUUGCUUAACAAAGAAACUAAUAGAUUGUAUGAAUAUCAAAAAGAGAUAAUUAAGAAAGAGAGCGAUUUUAACAAAUCCCUUAUUGAUGCAGAGAAACGCAAUAAAAUAUUGCUAUCAGAAAUUUCGCUCUUGCAGAAUAAUUUAUGUAAUUCUAUUAGCGUAAUAAUGUAUAAUGAAUUAAAAGAGAAAUAUGAGGAAUUGAAUAUACGUCAUCGUGCUUUAUUAGAAACUGCAAUGAUAUCUCCUAAUUCCAGUGAAAUGUCAUCUCUGAAAGCUGAAAUAGAAGCAAUAAAACGAGAGAAAAAUCAACUCAUUGAAGAUUUAAAAAAAUCAGAUGUUAAUGGAGGUAAUGGUACUUUAGAAAAAUUGAAAGAGAUAGAGGCCAAGAAGUUGAUUGAAGAGCAACGAGCUGAUCAAAUGACUAGAUUACUUGAAAUAUCGCAAACACAGCUAACAAAAUGCGAAGAUAAUAUUAAACAACUUUCUAUUUCUAAUUCUGAAUUACAAGAGAGACUGAUUGAAGUACACAAAAAAUUGUCUAAAGAGAUAUCGUUGCAGGAAACUAUACAAAUGGAUGAUAAUCGUUUACAGGAAUUGCAAAAUGAAAAAACGCAACUUAUUAUAGAAAAUGAAAAUUUGAAAAAAAUGUUACAAGUGUCUGAAGAGGAAGCUCAACUGCAAUAUUCAUUGAAUUCAUUGCAAACACUAGAACUAGAUAGUCUCAGGCAUCAAAUAUUGGAUUUGCAAGCUGUAAGUGAAGACAAGGCCACUAUUUCAAGACUUGAUUUCGAGCUUACAAGUAAGAAACUAUCAGAAAUGGAACUAACAGCACAGAAAACGCGACUGCAGAGUGAAUUGUCUAACAUACAGCAAGAACUUGAUAACUCAAGAAAGAAAUGCGAAGAAAUGCGUAGUUAUGUACAAGAUUACCGGAAACAAUGUGAAAAUCGUUGCAAGUAUUAUACAGAUAUUAUAUAUUUUUUUCAAUGCCAAUAUGUGGGAGCAACCUCUAUAAGUACUUUAGAAAAAGUAAUUACAUUAGCUGCAAAAUUGAAAAUAGAUCGUCAAAAUAUCGAUACAGAAAUGCAGAAAACGAAAAAGUGUCAUGAUGAUAUUAAAUAUGAACAACAAGUUUUAUCUGCUCGGCUUGAAAUUGUGGAGCGUCUAAAAGAUAUAUUGGAGCAACAAAUUGGUGCCGGCAGUGUUCAAAACAUAAUGGAACAUUAUGCGGAAAUUUCACAACAAACUUUAAAUGAUUUUAAGUACAAAAGAAGAAUAGCUCAUUUGGAGCAUGAACUUCAAAUUGCUAACAGUAAAUUCAUUGAAUAUGAGUCAGUAAUAAACAGCAUGGAACACGAUAUGUUAAAUAUUCAAAAAGCGUGGUGUCCACAACAAGAACAUCAAGCACGAGUUAAUACAUCAAAUUUCGAGUCAAAAUCUAUUCAAGCAGCAACAGAAAUUCAAGUAGUUGGUGUCCAAACAGAUCCUUAUACUUGCUGCUUGAAUCAAAAAAAGAAUAUUACUAAAGAAACCGAUAAAGAAAUCGAUAAGCAAACCGAUAAACAAACCGAUAAAGAAACCGAUAAUGAGGAAAUUGUAGUUGUUAAAGAUAUUCAAAAAUCUACUAAAUCAAGCGAAACUACAGAGAAAACAUUUCGAGAAAUAGGAAAUAAUACAGAAGAGAAUGGUAGUUUAGUAUUGCUUAACGAGCAAUUGGAUCAAGCACUGAAACUCGCAUCGGAACGGUCCAUGAUGCUUGUUAAAUGUGAGUCACAAUUAGCGGAAUACAAGGCAAAAGUGGAUACUCUGGACAAAGCAAUGACAGAAAAAGAUCUACAAUAUCAAGCAGAAAUAGACAAUCUUAACAAAGCGAUUGAGGAAAAAAAUGUGCAGUAUCAAACAAAAGUGAAUAAUUUGAACAAAGCGAUUGAGGAAAAAGAUUCGCAUCUUGUGCAAAAUCAAAAUGUACUUGACGAGUUAAUGACUCAACCACGCGUCAUAAAUACUGAUUGUGCUGACAAAUUGGCAUUGAAAUUGACAAUAAAUAGUUUACAGAAGUUAAUUAGCCAGAAAGAAGAGACUAUUUUAAGAUAUCAAAAUUUAUUGAAAGAAGAUAGAGAUGAACAUAGUCGGGCAGCGAGCCGUUUUCAAAAUGAGAUUAAAAAUUUGCAUGAUCACAUAUUGGCUAUGCAAGGCAAAAUUCAAAAAAGUGAGGAACCGGUUGUAAAAGAUGUCUUUGGAAAAUCGACGUUUGAUGAAACCACAGCGAGAAGCAGUGCUGCGCAAGAAGAAGAAAUUGCAAGAUUACAUGAAAAAGUAUCCACUCUCGAAGCAGAAUUAAAUAUCAGUAAAGAAUUGAGCGAACGUUGGCAUCGAUUAGCGGAAGAAAGAUUGAAGCAUAUGGAUCAUAUGAGAGAAAGGCUAGAGCAACAACAUAAGAAUGAAUUAGAGAGCUAUCAUAGCGAAAUAAAUAAAUGGCAAUCCGAGGCCGAUGCGCUUAGACAACAAUUGUCUGAAAAUCGCAUGUUAGUUACAAAAGGAAAUAUUUCUUUGAUGAAAGACUUGCAAGACAAAGAUGACAAAAUACACGAGUUAACUCUUGCUUGUCAACAACUACAAAAUGAAAUUGAAUUAAUAGAAUCUGCAAACCGAUCUCAACCAAUGAUAAUUCAUAGUCGAGGAGAUAUGAAAAUGAGUGAAUCCACGCACAAUAGUCAUCGCGAUCAAACGCAACAACAAAAUCAAAUUGAUGUUUUGCGUCGACAGCUUCAGUCUCUAAUGGAAAAGGAAAAAAUGUAUAAGUAUGAGAUAACUGAUCUGAAACAACAACUUAGUCGCAGAUACAUGGCGAUAAAAACUCAGGAGAAGAAAAUUUCGCAACGUGAAGCACAACUUGAACGCAAAGUAACAUCUCUAGAAGAAGAGUUGCAUAAAACAAAGACUCAAUUAGAUCGUGAAUAUUUAGCACAAGAAGCAAAAAGAGUUAAGACUGCGGAAGAACUUUCGUUGUGGGAGAAACAGAAAAAAUGGCAGCAGACAGCAGAGAAGUUAAAAGAAAAGCUUAAAAUAAAAACUGAUGAAUAUGAAAAAUUGCUUGCAAAUUAUGAAAAGCUUCGAGCUGUCGUUUCGUCUAUGGAACGAGAAAAAUGGCAUUUGAGAAGUAAACUUAAACUUGAAAGUGAUGUACCUAGUACUUCAUCAGGAAGACCUAUUUCAAAUAUUCAGCAUAACGCGAUGGACGAACUGGAGAAAGAAUGUCGGAUAUUAAGAGAACGCAUUAAAGAAUUAACUGAUCGUUUAGAAAAAGAAAGCAACGAACACUUGAUGUUAGAAAUAGCAGAAUUAAAACGACAUAAUGUAGCUUUAGAAGCAGUUUCUCAGGGUAAUACAUGUGUAAUUAAUCAGUUUGAGAAAUUGGAAAUGGCUCGAGAUGCUCUCGAAAAGGCAAAUCUUAAGUUAGAAAGUGAAAACUUUGAAUUGCGACUUCAAUUGGAAAGAGCGAAUUCAGAUACUCCGGGAUUGCGAGAAAAAGUCGAACAUUUAGAAAAAUAUAUACAAUUAUUAAAAGCUGAAAAAUCUUCUGAUUCCACUCCUAGAUCUUCAGAAAAAGAACUGCCAGAAUCAAACAAAAAAUCUAUUUUUGAAAUGGAGAAAACAAUAUUUACAUUAAAACGAAUUAUCGAAAAACUUCAGGCAGAGAAUAAAAGACUGAAAUUUAAUUCCAAGAAGAAUCAUUUCUUAAUUAAUCAAGGAAAGACAAAUAUCAUCGAAGGAGGUACUUUACUCCAAAGACAAUAUGAGGAAUCUCAGAAACGUGUAGUGAGCUUGGAGGCAGAUUUACGACUAGCUGAACAAAGAGUAGCUAUGUUAGAGAAAGCUCAAAAGGAAGAUGACAGUGGAGAUUUUCGAAUCUUAAAGCAACAGUUAAUUUACAAAUCCGAGCUUCUAGAUAAAAUGAAGCAAUUGUUGACACGAGCCGCUAUAAAUGAGAAAACGCUACGGCAACGCGUUCAACAGUUGGAAUCGAAGCAGGCCCUAUCAACGAUUCCAGAAUGUUACGUGACUCCACCCACGCCACAAUAAAGGUACUUUUGAAAUAAUUAAUUAUUCGUGGAUUUGCAAUGAAAGAAAUACACUUUAUUGAGAUACAAGUACAAUACAUAUUUAUUUAUCAUCUUUCAAUUUUACACAUGCUUGUAAGUAAAGCUUUAUUUUUAUCUUCAUUCAGUUAUAUAUGUUCCUUUAAUGUCAUGUAUAAAUAAUAAUUUCAUAUCGCAUAUGAUAAUUAUAUCUAUUUUUGUACGUGCAGGUGCACGAUGUUCAUCACAAAUAUCGUUAUAGUGUUCCAAAAAUCUCAUUAGUUUAGUUCUUGAUUUAUAAAUUCAUAAAAUAAUCAAUCAUAUUUUUCUUAUCAAUACCUUCAUUUAUCUCGUAUAAUAAAGAAAUAAAUUAUAAUAAACAUUUAUGUUUGAUUUUCAUCAAAACAGUUUGAAUGACUAGACUGAUUUUUUAUUUAUAUUUUUCAUUCUUAUAUUCACUUUUUACAUUACGCCAUUGUCUUAAAAAUGAUUUGAAAUAUAAAUUAAUAUAAGUUUAUCUGAAUAUUUCGAGACUUAUAAAUAAUAAAAAUUGAAUAAAAA
Messenger RNA from Pogonomyrmex barbatus (red harvester ant), 6598 nucleotides. RefSeq names its product Centrosomal protein 290kDa (gene Cep290). Gene Ontology annotation, biological process: non-motile cilium assembly; ciliary transition zone assembly. Gene Ontology annotation, cellular component: ciliary transition zone; centriolar satellite. NCBI's taxonomy places the organism in Eukaryota, Metazoa, Arthropoda, Insecta, Hymenoptera, Formicidae. The record is from RefSeq and is a predicted model, not a curated record.